CAGCCACCGAGGUCGGAGAGCGCCUAUAAAACUUUAAUCAAGGGUUUUUCUUGGUUCGUGUUAGUAGAAUAAUCUUCUUUCUCUCGUUCUCGUUGCCUUGCCUCCUCUGAUACUUUCUGAGAGCUAAAUCCUUCACUUUUAUAGGUGACUCGUCAAACAAUUGCUGCUGGUGCGUUGAGCUUUCUACCAAAUUACUGCUCUGCUGUUCUACUGAUCUGCCAGAGGUUCAACUUUUUAACCUUCUCCAUCUCCUUCAGUAUUCUCUCUUCUAUAAAAAAAAAAAAUCAGGGAAUGCUGAAAGAUGUGCUUAAAAGCUAAGAGGUCUUUCUCUGAGGCUGAUGAUGCUGAAGCUCCAUUUGGGUUGUCCUCAUUUAUCCUUGAUGAGAUUGGACAGAUAAUUUACUGCCCUUACCAUUUCUCUGAUCAAAUGCCCACUGGGGCUAAAUAUUUUAGGGGACAAGUUGCUUCGUAUCAGGACCUUUGUGAAGACGGUUGAGGUCUUGCAGCCUUAAAAUAAAUUUUUGGACUGUGUAGUCUCUACAUAGCAUAUUUUCUUCCUGGGAAAAUAGAAUAUUAUUGUGUAGUAGCUUUCUAAAUUGGAAUGGAAAAUAAAGGGAGUGUGUUGAUGCAACGGUAUGAAUUGGGGAAAUUGUUAGGACAAGGCACCUUUGCGAAAGUCUAUCAUGCAAGGAACCUUACAACUGGCAUGAGUGUGGCCAUUAAAAUUAUCGAAAAAGAGAAAAUUUUGAAGGUUGGGAUGAUUGAUCAAAUUAAGCGAGAGAUAUCUAUAAUGAGACUGGUUAGACACUCCAAUGUGGUGCAGCUUUAUGAGGUCAUGGCCAGUAAAACCAAGAUUUACUUUGUCAUAGAAUAUUGCAAAGGUGGAGAGCUCUUCAACAAGGUGGCUAAAGGGAAGCUCAAGGAGGAUGUGGCAAGGAAAUACUUUCAACAGCUGAUCAGUGCUGUUGAUUUCUGCCACAGUAGAGGUGUUUAUCACAGGGAUCUGAAACCAGAGAACCUACUGUUGGAUGAGAAUGGGAAUCUAAAGGUAUCAGACUUUGGAUUGAGUGCACUUGCUGAAUCUAAGCAUCAAGAUGGUUUGCUUCACACAACCUGUGGGACACCUGCAUAUGUUUCCCCAGAGGUGAUUAAUAGGAAAGGCUAUGAUGGAUCUAAAGCUGAUAUCUGGUCAUGCGGAGUGAUCUUGUAUGUUCUAUUGGCUGGCUAUCUCCCGUUCCAUGAUUCCAAUCUAAUGGAGAUGUAUAGGAAGAUCGAUAAGGCUGAUUUCAAGUUUCCUAACUGGUUCCCUCCAGAAGCACGCAGGCUUGUGUCAAAGAUACUGGAUCCAAACCCAAAUACCAGGAUUUCCAUUGCCAAAAUCAUGGAAAAUUCUUGGUUUCGGAAGGGGUUCAACCAUAAACCCGUAAGAUUGCCAAUGGAAGGGAAAGAACCAACUGCUCUUGAAUCUGAUACUGUCUUUGGUUCAUUGGAGAAUAGUUGUACUCCUGUGGAGGCAAAGCAAGAAUUGGCAAAACCUGUUAACUUGAAUGCUUUUGAUAUCAUAUCCUUGUCGGCAGGGUUUGACUUGUCUGGCUUGUUUGAGGAGAAUGAGCAGAAGAAAGAAGCAAGAUUUACAUCCAGGGAGCCAGCCAAAACCAUAAUCUCUAAGUUGGAGGACAUGGCUAAGCAUCUGAGGCUGAAAGUGACAAAGAAAGACAAAGGAUUGUUGAAAUUGGAAGGAUCUAAAGAAGGCCGCAAAGGGAUCUUAUCCAUUGAUGCAGAAAUCUUCGAAGUUACCCCAACUUUUCAUCUAGUUGAGGUGAAAAAGUCGAGCGGAGACACUCUGGAGUAUCAGAAGAUAAUGAAGCAAGAUAUAAGGCCAGCGCUGAAAGACAUUGUUUGGACUUGGCAAGGUGAUCAACCGCAGCCACAGAAGCCACAAGAAGAGCCACCAGAGCUACAGUUUUCUCAAGUGCUUGCUUUGCAGGUUGGCUCACCUCAGAAUCCAUAACCAAUGGAUGGUUUAGGUACUGAUUAUGACUUGUAAUUUGCAGUGUUUUUUUCUGAAUUAUGUUUAUGAUAAUGUCGGUUUUUGCGUCAAUUCUUAUGCAUUCCUAGUUGUUGUAAUCUGGAUUGGUGGUUGGAGAUGAUACCCUUUGAUAAGUUUUCGAUUCCUUCAAGCAUCCAUAUCUUUGUUUUUUCAAGCAUGUGAAAUAC
Messenger RNA from Ilex paraguariensis (yerba mate), 2217 nucleotides. Lineage: Eukaryota; Viridiplantae; Streptophyta; Magnoliopsida; Aquifoliales; Aquifoliaceae. The record is from the annotation of a GenBank genome assembly.